GGCCUCUCCUCUUUCGGACCGUUGCUGUGAGUGGCGGAGGCGGCCGCGGGCUGCUUGACUGUCUCUGCCCUUCCUCCAAUGGCGGCUUCCGCCGAGCUGAGCCCCUCAGUCGAGCGCUGGAAGAGACGCUACCUGGCCGGACAGAAUAAUUCUCUGGAUGCAGCACAGGCCAAAUGCAAAAGUAGAAGUUCCCUAAUAUCUACAGAGAAAAUGAACAGCUCACUUGAUGAUACAAUUGCAUCGUUACUCAAAUGCUCCUCACAGUUAAAAUAUACUGGCAAUAGAAGAAAGCAAAAUACAAAGCAUUUUUCAGACACUUCAAAGAAUGUUAAAAACUUAAGUCGGCAGGGUGAUGAGUUGGAUUCUCUGUAUGGCUCAAGUCAGCGUGACAUACAGCCUGAGUUCGUUGGAGAUUCCCCCAGAGACACGUAUUCAGAAUCAGACAUUACUCUGCCAUCCAGUUUGACAGUGACCACAUCUUGUGAUUAUGAUAGUGGUGGUGAACCAGCAAGAGAGAGAGUGAGAAUUCUUGAAACCCAAGAACUAAAUGGGAAAAACUUGAUACCAUCUCAUUUCAGUCAAAUCUAUCGUGAAUUAUCUAUCAUACAUCAAAAGCUGCAGCAAGAAAAAUUAGCCCAGGAGGAAUAUGCUUUAAAACUUGAAAGACGUGAGCACUGUUUGGCGGAACGAGAGACCCUGCUUUGUAGACAUGAAGCUGCUUUGACCAAGAUAAGAAGUGUUGAGGAGGAAGUUCACACAAAAUUUCAAAUUAUGAAAGAGCAACAUGAAGCUGAAAUCCAACAGCUAUCUGAAGCUUUGAAAGAAAAAGCAAAGGAAAACAAAAGGCUUAAAUCAUCAUUUGAAACUUUGAAGGAACUGAAUGAUGCAUUAAGACAACAGCUAAAUGACAUAAGUGAGCAAAACAAGAAGUUGGAAGGCCAGUCUCGAAAGGUGCAAGCUCGUUUAGAGAAUUUGCAGCGGAAGCAUGAAUUUUUAUCCAUACAGAAAUCUAAAGAAGCUUUCCACACAGCCCAGGAACGAAAGGUUAUCAAGCCAGAAAAAACAAUAACAUCAAAAAGUUACAAAAUACCAAUUAAUUCACACAUAUAUGACCUUUUAACGGUGUUAAUGGACUGGAUCUCAGAUCAGCACCUGAGCAAAUUGGUAGCAGAGGAAGAGAAAGCUUCUGAAUGUCUUCUAACAGGCACGCUUGCUUCCAGCAGAAACUACACACAGGAGAAGUGUAUCAGGUUUUUGCCUCUAGUUGCUGAACAGUUUCAGUGGAUGCCCUUUGUGAAUCCUGACUUGCACAUGCAUGUGGUUAAAUUCAUUUACUGGGCUAUCAGGCAGUUAGAUGGAGGCACACAGUAUGCAACAAUGACAUCAACAAUGAGAAGACUGGGCGAAGACCUGUUUAAAGGUGUUGUGCCAAAGGGAUGUCAAUAUAUUUCUCCUGAACAUACUACCGAUCCCAAGCCAAAGUCCGCAGCAUUUUUUAAAAGCUCCAGUUUGCCUUUAAGACUUGUAUCAACCUUAAUUAUAAUCAAAACAGUGACACAAGCUGAUUACCUGGCUCAAGCCUUUGAUUCCCUUUGUGUGGAUCUGAAGACAGAUGAAGGGAAGGCCUUGUUUUUGGACUACCAAGCUGUGCCUGUUAUCUUGAGUCAUAUAAGAAUAUCGAGUAAAGGUGUUCUUUCCAACGCCGUUGACAGUCUGCUUCAGAUGACAACGCAAUCCAGGUUUUUGCAUCCGUUUCUGGAAGCUUGCAGUAAUGAGACCUUUUUUCGCACUUGUUCACUGUUGCUUCGAAACCCUAAGCUAGAUACACAGAUCCUGGAAAAACUUAGUAUUCUGCUGCAAAAGCUCUCAAAAAUUAAGGGCAAUAAGAAGAUGUUUGAACUGUUUACGAUUCACCUGAUGAUUCAAGAGCUACAGAGGACAACGCAUCCAGAUCAUGCUUUCUUAUGUAUAAACCUCAACUCAAUUCUCUUUAACUUGGGACUGACAAAAAGCAACCCCAAAAGCAAUAGUUUAAAUGGGAGCCAGUAACAAAUUGCAUUGUAUUAAGGCGUUUUC
Molecule: messenger RNA, 2076 nt
Organism: Lacerta agilis (Sand lizard)
Lineage: Eukaryota; Metazoa; Chordata; Lepidosauria; Squamata; Lacertidae
Gene: CCDC138
Product: coiled-coil domain containing 138
Exons: 15
Coding region: 79-2049 (656 amino acids)
Source: RefSeq, a predicted model, not a curated record